Macrobrachium nipponense is the source of this 1265-nucleotide messenger RNA. Its product is annotated as aldo-keto reductase family 1 member A1-like. The coding region runs from base 54 to 992 and encodes 312 amino acids. The transcript has 9 exons. Lineage: Eukaryota; Metazoa; Arthropoda; Malacostraca; Decapoda; Palaemonidae. The record is from RefSeq and is a predicted model, not a curated record. Gene Ontology annotation, cellular component: cytosol. Gene Ontology annotation, molecular function: aldose reductase (NADPH) activity.
GUUUCAGAGAUGCUCAAACCGUUCCCACUGUAGACCUACCAAAUGGCAAGGAGAUGCCGAUCAUUGGUAUUGGUACUUACAAGUCACAACCGGAAGAGAUUAAAACGGUUGUCAACACGGCGUUGGAAUGCGGCUACCGCCAUAUCGACACCGCUUACCUCUACCAGAACGAAGGGUCGAUUGGCGAAGUCCUGAAGGAGUGGCUGGACAGCGGAAGGAUUCAACGAGAGGAACUCUUCGUCACCACUAAAUUGCCAUUUAUCGCCAAUCGAGCGGAGGACGUCGCUAGGUUUCUGGACAAGUCGCUGGAACGACUUAACUUGGACUACGUCGAUCUGUAUCUGAUUCACAACCCGGUAGGACUAAUAGGGAAACACGACGACGAUGUCUGGCCUGUGGAUGAAGAUGGCAACGUCAUAAUGGAUCUCGACACCGACUUGGAGUCACUUUACAAAGGCAUGGAGAAGCUGGCUGAUUCUGGAAAGGCGAAGGCAAUUGGAAUCUCCAACUUCAACAGCAAGCAGAUUGAAAGAAUCAUGAAGGUGUGUCGAAUCAACCCUGCAAAUCUCCAGGUGGAGUUGCACGCAUACCAUCAGCAGAAGGCGCUGAGGGAGGUGUGCUCGAAGUAUGGAAUCCCUGUUUGUGCCUAUGGUCCCAUAGGCGCUCCCUACAAGGCUCAGGGGCGGGGUGACGACUCUCCCAUAUUAUUGGAACACCCGACGGUGGCUUCAAUCGCAGAGCGUCUCGGUAAGACUCCGGCGCAGAUUCUCAUCCGGUUCCUGAUCCAGCUGGGAAUCGUCGUGAUUCCCAAAUCAACGAAGCCAGAGAGAAUUCGACAGAAUUUCCAGGUGUUCGACUUCAAGCUGAGUCCGGAAGACAUGUCCGCUCUAGACUCCCUAGACAAAGGCGAAAGUGGACGCAUAUUCAUCUUCGAGGAUGUGCUUAAAGGGAUAUCGAAACACCCGGAAUAUACUUUCCACAUCCCCGUGUGAAAGAAGAGGAACGCCAGAAGAUGGAACUAGUCACUAGAGAGAGCAAGGGGGUCGUUCCAUCGGCAAAUCCCUCAUCUUAUCUCACCACCACUACUACUACUACUGUUUUCGUUGCUCAGUUAUAAAAUGGAGGAAUAAAACAAGCAAGGGAGCCGUUUCAAAGGCAUAUCCCGCCCACUACUACUACUACUACUACUACUACUAUCAGUUGUGACGUAACUAAAUGUUCAAUGGAUCUUCUUAAGGGUUUGAAAUAAAUGGUCGUGGGUUUAA